Ascochyta rabiei is the source of this 1002-nucleotide messenger RNA. RefSeq lists its product as uncharacterized. The transcript is spliced from 3 exons. Lineage: Eukaryota; Fungi; Ascomycota; Dothideomycetes; Pleosporales; Didymellaceae. The record is from RefSeq and is a predicted model, not a curated record. Bases 1 to 1002 code for a protein of 333 amino acids. Gene Ontology annotation, molecular function: oxidoreductase activity.
AUGCCGCUCAUUGCCCAGAACCCAAAUGAACGUGUUAUCCUGGGGUUGAUGACCUUCGGUCCUGAUACAUCCUCUGGAGCCCGCAUCACAGAUCACGGCGAAUUCACAAAGCACCUCGACUACUUUCAGUCGAAAGGCUAUGAUGAGAUCGACACGGCCCGCAUGUAUGUUGGCGGCAAGCAGGAGGGCUGGACACGCGAUGCAAAGUGGAAGGACCGAGGGUUCACACUUGCAACCAAGGUCUAUCCUUACAAAGCUGGAGUCCACGAGCCUGAGUCGCUCAAAGAGCACUUCAACACCUCAUUGAAGGAGUUGGGCACAGAUACCGUAGACAUCUUCUACCUGCAUGCGCCAGACCGAUCAGUACCGUUCGAAAAGACGUUGGAGGCAGUCAACGAGUUGCACAAGGAGGGCAGAUUCGUCCAACUCGGCCUCAGUAACUACGCUGCUUGGGAGGUGGCUGAGAUCUGGAACAUCGCAAAAGAGAGGGGCUGGGUAAAGCCAACAAUCUACCAGGCAAUGUAUAAUGCCAUUACCCGUGCCAUCGAACCCGAGCUUAUCCCAGCUUGCCGCAAGUACAAGAUCGAUGUUGUUGUCUACAACCCUCUUGCAGGUGGUCUCUUCUCUGGCAAGAUCAAGUCUGCGGACAUUAUCCCUGACGACGGUCGCUUCGGCAAAGAGGCUGACCGUGUGGGCUCCAUGUACCGCGAGCGCUACUUCAAGAAGGGUACUUUCGACGCCCUGAAGAUUGUAGAAGAUGUUGCGCAGAAGAACAACUUGACAUUGCUCGAGAUUGCGCUGAGGUGGACUGUCCACCACUCUGACCUCAAGACAAGGGCCAAGGGCGGCAACGACGGUGUCAUAAUUGGCGUGAGCAGCUUCAGUCAGUUGGAAGGAAAUCUGGCAGAUCUGGAGAAGGGCCCACUACCGGACGACGUUGUGCAGGCGUUGGACGAGGCAUGGUUGGUUGCAAAGGCCACGGCUCCGACUUAUUUCCGAUAG